AUGCCUUACAGCGACCCAGACAGCGAUAAUUUCCUCCGUAAGCAACCUAGGCCGACGAAGAUAUAUCACACCGAUACCUACGAGCGCAUUUCUCCCAAGCAUUUCGAUGGCAAUGGCAAGACCGUCCUCAUUACUGGUGGUGCAACCGGGAUCGUCCAGCGGACGGCAAGUGUUCUGGAGGAGGCCAAGCGAGAACUCGCCGCCUUCCCAAAUACCGAGGUCUUGACGUUCCAGGCCUCGAUCGUGGAUUCGGCACGUAUGAAGGAGAUUCUGGCCGAGCUACACCAAGUUGAUAUCCUCGUGCUCUCCGCAACAGCCACCCAUCCCCUCGUCCCUGCGACCAAACUCCCCACAGACGAAAUAAGACAAAUCUACACCACAAACGUCAUCGCCUCCUUCGACUUCGUCAACGCCUUCCUUGCGCUGCCCACCGGCGGUACUGGUCCGCGCACAAUCAUCAAUAUCACCUCCGGCUCCGCCAAAUUACGCUUCCGAAUCAAGUCGGCUAUGGAUCUUCCAAGGCCGCUUUUGCGCAGGUGA
Molecule: messenger RNA, 540 nt
Organism: Recurvomyces mirabilis
Lineage: Eukaryota; Fungi; Ascomycota; Dothideomycetes; Mycosphaerellales; Teratosphaeriaceae
Exons: 2
Coding region: 1-540 (179 amino acids)
Biological process (GO): sphingolipid biosynthetic process
Cellular component (GO): endoplasmic reticulum membrane
Molecular function (GO): 3-dehydrosphinganine reductase activity
Source: RefSeq, a predicted model, not a curated record